Daldinia caldariorum is the source of this 793-nucleotide messenger RNA. Its product is annotated as ribosomal protein S17-domain-containing protein. Gene Ontology annotation, cellular component: ribosome; cytosolic small ribosomal subunit. Lineage: Eukaryota; Fungi; Ascomycota; Sordariomycetes; Xylariales; Hypoxylaceae. Bases 163 to 648 code for a protein of 161 amino acids. Gene Ontology annotation, biological process: translation. The record is from RefSeq and is a predicted model, not a curated record. The transcript has 4 exons. Gene Ontology annotation, molecular function: structural constituent of ribosome.
CACACACAUCCCACAAACAAGCGAGCCCACACAAUAACUUUUUGAGAUUUUUCCCAUUUUCAAUCUUUGGUAAGUUUCCGCAUUAUCGCAACCACCACCACAACAACCACCCACGAUUCCCGAUCCCAACCACCUUUGCGACCUCGACAACAUAUCGCAAAAAUGGCCACGGAAUUGACUGUUCAGUCGGAGCGUGCUUUCCAGAAGCAGCCCCAUAUCUUCCAGAACUCCAAGGUCAAGGCCAAGUCCUCGAGACCCGGCAAGGGUGGCCGAAGAUGGUACAAGGAUGUCGGUCUAGGCUUCCGAACCCCUAAGACCGCCAUUGAGGGCAGCUACAUUGACAAGAAGUGCCCCUUCACUGGUCUCGUCUCCAUCCGUGGCCGUAUCCUGACCGGCACCGUUGUCUCCACCAAGAUGCACCGAACCGUCAUCAUCCGACGCGAGUACCUCAAGUUCAUUCCCAAGUACGCCCGAUACGAGAAGCGACACAAGAACCUUGCCGCGCACGUUUCUCCCGCUUUCCGUGUUGAGGAGGGUGACCAGGUCACAGUCGGCCAAUGCCGACCUCUUAGCAAGACUAUCCGUUUCAACGUUCUCCGUGUGCUUCCCCGAACCGGCAAGGCGGUGAAGAAGUUCAGCAAGUUCUAGGUUGGGGAUCUUUCCUGGGCAUCGAUGGCGUUGUUACUUCAUGGUUCUUCACGAUCUCAGAUACGGAACGGGUGAUUCAUAGGCUUUCUGCUAGUGCACAGAGAUGCAACAUUGGCAGUUCUGAGAAAUAAAAAGGAUAUACCAG